Molecule: messenger RNA, 707 nt
Organism: Hymenoscyphus albidus
Lineage: Eukaryota; Fungi; Ascomycota; Leotiomycetes; Helotiales; Helotiaceae
Source: the annotation of a GenBank genome assembly
AUGUAUCUCUCCCUAUUGUCAGCUUUCCUCGCAUUGCCUCUCAUUCUCGCCUCACCCACCAUAAUCAAAGUUGGCGACGAGAAUGCAUCCCUAACAUUCUCGCCUUCCGUCGUGUCAGUCCCGGCUGGGGAAAUUAUUGAAUUCCACUUCUACCCCAUGACACACAGUGUAGCUCAGGGAACUUUCGAAGAGCCGUGCAAACCGCUUUCUAACAGCUCUUUCUGGUCCGGACCAUUCGCGACGAAAGAUCCGAAGGGCAAUGCGACCACAUUUAGUAUCACAGUCAAGGAUGAUAAGCCGAUCUACUAUUAUUGUGCUUUCCCAAGCCAUUGCGGCAAGGGAAUGGUUGGAAUUGUUAAUCCGCCGUAAGCUUGCGUUUUGGAUAUUCGUUUCGAUCUUGGGCCAUCCGCUAACGAUACCACAGAGCCGAAGCCUCGAAAGGCAUGGAAGUAUACACGUCGAAUUCAGUUGGCAAAAGUACGAUUCCGUCUACCAAAGUCCAAGGUGGGAUCGUAGGACCUGCUGCGGCUGUGAACUCGACUUCUGCAUCCACAUCAUCGGCGCCUUCUCCAACCAGCUCCAGUGGUGGCUCGCCGGCUCCUGCCUCGAGUUCAAGUCCAGCUGCAAGUGGAGCGGAGAGAGGGGUUGGAGCUGAAUUUUUGGGUGUAGGUGUGUUUGCUGUAUUUUUGGCAGGUUUGAUGGUUUAG